AUGGAGGAGGUGGUGGAGGAGGUGAUGGAGGAGGAGGUGGAGGAGGAGGUGGUGGAGGAGGUGGUGGAGGAGGUGAUGGAGGAGGUGGGUGAUGGGAGGAGGUGGUGGAGGAGGUGGUGGAGGAGGGAGGUGGUGGAGGAGGUGAUGGAGGAGGUGAUGGAGGAGGUGAUGGAGGAGGUGAUGGAGGAGGUGAUGGAGGAGGUGGUGGAGGAGGUGAUGGAGGAGGUGGUGGAGGAGGUGAUGGAGGAGGUGGUGGAGGAGGUGAUGGAGGAGGUGGUGGAGGAGGUGGUGGAGGAGGUGAUGGAGGAGGUGAUGGAGGAGGUGAUGGAGGAGGUGAUGGAGGAGGUGAUGGAGGAGGUGUGGGAGGAGGUGAUGGAGGAGGUGAUGGAGGAGGUGAUGGAGGAGGUGAUGGAGGAGGUGAUGGAGGAGGUGAGGGAGGAGGUGUGGAGGAGGUGA
Molecule: messenger RNA, 456 nt
Organism: Knipowitschia caucasica
Lineage: Eukaryota; Metazoa; Chordata; Actinopteri; Gobiiformes; Gobiidae
Source: the annotation of a GenBank genome assembly